GUGCAAAAUGGCGAUGGUAAUCCCAGCUCGCAAUCAAAUGGCUUCACAAUUUUUAGAGUUACCCAAAAGGACUUCAAGCUUGAUGGCUCCAACAAUGGUUCUUCAAGGACACGGAGGAGAGAUUUACACGUCCCAAUUCAGUUCGGAUGGAAGUUUUCUUGCUAGUGCCGGAUAUGAUCAACAGAUCUUCCUGUGGAAUGUGUUUGGCGAAUGUGAGAAUUUUGCAGUUCUCAAAGGGCACAAAGGAGCCAUUAUGGAAGUGAAAUUCAACGCGGAUUCGAGUCAUCUUGUAUCUGCUGGAACCGAUAAAACCGUUCGUGUCUGGGAUAUGGAAACCGGUUCGUGUAUUCGAAACUUCAAAUCUCAUACCGAUAUUGUCAAUUCGGUUGAUGUGAAUCGUCGAGGUCCUCAAAUGAUUUGCUCAGCGUCGGAUGAUGGAACUGUCAUGGUUCACGAUAUGCGGAGCAAGGAAGCGGCGAAAAAGUUUAUCUGCAAAUACCAACAGACGGCUGUCACGUUCAACGAUGCCGCGGAUAAUGUUAUUUGUGGAGGAAUUGACAAUCAGAUUAAGGUCUGGGACAUGCUCCGAAAUGACGUCAGAUAUGUGCUCUCCGGACACCGCGAUACGAUCACUUCUCUUUCUGUCAGUCAUAAUGGAAACUUUUUGCUUUCCAACUCGAUGGAUUGUUCUUUGAUGAGUUGGGAUAUUCGACCAUUUGUUCCUGCUCAGAGGCUCGUUGCCAGAUAUCAAGGAGCUUCGCAUAAUUUUGAAAAGAAUCUUUUGAAAUGCGGCUGGUCUCCACGCGACAACUACAUCACCGCCGGCUCUGCGGAUCGUUUCGUCUAUGUUUGGAAUGCAAAAUCGCGUGCAUGUGUCUAUAAACUUCCUGGACAUCUUGGUUCCGUCAACUGCACUGCUCUUCAUCCAACUCAACAGAUUCUUCUCUCUGCUGGAAGCGACAAGACCAUUUUCCUCGGAGAACUCGACCUGGAGGAUUAUUAAACUUUUUAAAAUUUCAAACAAUCAGAUUCUGACGUCUUCAUUUUUAUUUUACAUCCUAUUUUUAUCACCUUUAUUGUUGUUACUUGUUUCUGUUUCUUUCAUUUCCUUUCAUAAUAAGAAUCUAUUCUUCUU
Caenorhabditis elegans is the source of this 1135-nucleotide messenger RNA. It is a transcript of the gene snrp-40.2, whose product is annotated as WD_REPEATS_REGION domain-containing protein. The record is from RefSeq and is marked reviewed. NCBI's taxonomy places the organism in Eukaryota, Metazoa, Nematoda, Chromadorea, Rhabditida, Rhabditidae. The transcript has 9 exons. The coding region runs from base 8 to 1003 and encodes 331 amino acids.